Molecule: messenger RNA, 472 nt
Organism: Meloidogyne enterolobii
Lineage: Eukaryota; Metazoa; Nematoda; Chromadorea; Rhabditida; Meloidogynidae
Source: the annotation of a GenBank genome assembly
AUGAUCAAAAGAAAAAAUGAAAUAUCCAUCAAACGAUUACAACUUUGUGAACAGUAUUUCCUGUUAAUGCGCAAUGUUGAAACCUUGCUCUUUGAAUGCCAUUUAAACAUUGCCAAAACUAGAAAGAUAUUGGACAUUCCUGUAUCAUUUGACACUGCUUUAUCUAUAUCAGAUGAUAAAAUUGAGUCAUCUCAAUCUCCUACUGUCUGGUUAGCAUUUAUUCCAAUAUCUAUUGAAGAUCAUUCAGGAUUGAGCUUUAUUCGGGUGAUGAAGCGCAGAAUGAUUAUGAUGUGUUUUCACUUAAUUGUAGUAAGAAAACUCCGUCUACAGACCCAACAAGGAGAAGACAGCCAAAUAUAACAGAAACGACCGAAAAUGAAGCAGCUUCAAAUAAGACUGAAUAUGAAAAGAUAGGAAGCAAUGUAUUUAAGUUCCGUCCAUUCGGCAUUUUAGAGCCGCAGAGUGCCAGAAU